Gastrolobium bilobum is the source of this 2679-nucleotide messenger RNA. Its product is annotated as origin of replication complex subunit 1A-like. Gene Ontology annotation, molecular function: chromatin binding; ATP hydrolysis activity; ATP binding. Bases 40 to 2679 code for a protein of 879 amino acids. The record is from RefSeq and is a predicted model, not a curated record. Gene Ontology annotation, cellular component: nuclear origin of replication recognition complex. The transcript has 16 exons. NCBI's taxonomy places the organism in Eukaryota, Viridiplantae, Streptophyta, Magnoliopsida, Fabales, Fabaceae. Gene Ontology annotation, biological process: mitotic DNA replication checkpoint signaling; DNA replication initiation.
GAACCCUAGUUGCACUUACCCUGAGUCAUUUCUUCAUCAAUGGCUGCAACUCCUACCAACUCUUUUCAAACUCCCUCAAAACCUAAGUUGCGAUCGCAAUCCAAUGCUAAAUCCUCACCAGCUAUAGCCUCCUCCGUUACCCCACAACCCCUACCUCCUCGCAGAUCCACGCGCCCAAAGUCCCUUCCAUUCGAUUCUCCCAAAAAUUCUCAUGGCGUCAAUGCAUCUUUUGAAAAUUCACGAGCAACUCCGAAAAGAGGGAAAGCCAGGGAGAAUCUCGAUCCGGCUAGGUCGAGGACUCGUCGAUCCAUCGACUACGUUGAUGAUUCUGGUAAGGACAAAGUUAUAACCCGUACUAGUGCAGCUAGAGGAAGUGGUUCGGUUGAUAUAGGUGGAUCUGGCACGAAGGGUGAAGCAUUGAAGAAGAGAAAUGGGAAGGGUGCAGUUGAAGUCUCCUUCGCUCCAGUGUCCCCUGAUAAAAAGGAAGCUAAGAAGAGGAAUAGGGAGGGUGAAAGAACGGUUGUUACUAGAGCUUUGACUGCGAAAAAAGGGAAAUCAGAGAACCUGAAAAAGAGUUCAAGGUCGCCCAAGAGCCGUGUGUAUUUUAAAAGAGUUGUUUAUGAUGGGGGCGAGUUUGAAGUGGGGGAUGAUGUUUAUGUGAAAAGGAGAGAAGAUUCAACCUCGGAUGACGAAUAUCAUGAAGUGGAGGAGUGUAGAUUGUGUUUUUGUUCAAGCAACGAGGUCAUGAUUGAGUGUGAUGCUUGUUUAGGUGGGUUUCAUUUGAAAUGCUUGACGCCACCAUUAAAGGACGUUCCUGAAGGGGAUUGGAUAUGUGGGUUCUGUGAGGCUCGUAAGAUGGGUAAGGAGGUUAAAUUUCCAAAGGCUCCAGAGGGUAAGAAACUAGUUAGGACAAUGAGGCAGAAGCUUCUUUCAAGUGAUUUGUGGGCUGCUCAUAUUGAGAGUAUAUGGAAAGAAGUAGAUGGCAAUUAUUGGUGUCGGGUACGGUGGUAUACAAUUCCCGAAGAGACUGCUGCUGGGCGACAACCGCAUAACCUGAGCAGGGAGCUCUAUCGAACUAAUGAUUUUGCAGACAUCGAGAUGGAAUCUGUCCUUAGACAUUGCUAUGUCAUGAUCCCCAAAGAAUACGCUAAGGCUGGCAAUGAGGGAGAUGAUGUUUUCUUGUGCGAAUAUGAGUAUGACAUCCAUUGGCACAGUUUCAAACGUCUUGCUGAUAUUGACAAUGAAAGAGAGAAUGGUGAAGAGACUGACAGUGACGAAGACUGGAAUCUUUACAAGGAACCAGACUCUGAUUCAGAUGAAGAAGAUGGUGAAUAUGAAGAGGAGAAUUUUAAAAAUGUGCAAUCUCAGCCAUCAACAGGCCAUCAAUUAGCCGCAAAUCUGCACAAGGGACGGUUCUUUGGACUUCAGAAGAUAGGCACACAAAAAAUUCCACAGCAUGUAAGGUCUCACAAACAGACAGAUCUCGAGAGAGCAAAAGCUACACUGUUGUUAGCAUCGUUGCCUAAAUCUUUACCUUGUAGAAAUAAAGAAGUGGAGGAGAUAACUUCAUUCAUUAAAGGUGCUAUUUGUGACAAUCAAUGUCUGGGGCGUUGCCUCUACAUUCAUGGUGUUCCGGGAACUGGCAAGACAAUGAGUGUACUAGCAGUAAUGAGGAGUUUGAGGUCAGAAGUUGAUGCGGGAAACAUCAAACCCUACUGUUUUGUGGAGAUAAAUGGUCUAAAAUUGGCAUCAGCAGAGAAUAUUUAUAGGGUCAUAUAUGAGGCAUUAAAUGGACACAGGGUCAGCUGGAAAAAGGCUCUCCACUUGUUAAAUGAGAGAUUUGUAGAAGGGAAGAAAACUGGAGAAGAGGCUGACCGGCCAUGUAUUUUGCUUAUUGAUGAACUUGAUCUUCUUGUAACCAGAAACCAGUCGGUUCUGUAUAAUAUUCUUGACUGGCCUACUAAGCCACAUUCCAAACUAAUUGUGAUAGGGAUAGCAAAUACUAUGGAUCUUCCAGAGAAGUUACUUCCUCGUAUAUCAAGCCGAAUGGGAAUACAGAGACUUUGCUUUGGCCCAUAUAAUUAUCAGCAGCUUCAAGAAAUCAUUUUGAGUCGUCUCAAGGGAAUUGAUGUAUUUGAAAAGCAAGCCAUAGAAUUUGCUUCAAGAAAGGUUGCAGCGAUCUCGGGAGAUGCUCGACGCGCUUUGGAGAUAUGCAGACGUGCAGCUGAAAUAGCAGAUUAUCGUAUGAAGAAGCUAAUUUCGAAUCCUGAUUUUGUCACUGCAGGAAAGGGACUUGUUGGUAUGGCAGAUGUUGAAGCAGCCAUUCAAGAAAUGUUUCAAGCACCUCAUAUUCAAGUGAUGAAAAGCUGUUCCAGACUUAGCAAAAUCUUCCUGACAGCUAUGGUGCACGAGCUUUAUAAAACAGGAAUGGGGGAAACCACUUUUGAAAAGUUGGCAAUGGCGGUUUCGUGUCUCUGUACCAGCAACGGAGAAGUGUUUCCUGGAUAUGAUACUCUCCUGCAAGUUGGCUGUAAGCUAGGCGAAUGCAGGGUUAUUUUAUGUGAAGCUGGUUCCAAGCACAGGUUGCAAAAAUUACAGCUCAAUUUCCCGAGCGAUGAUGUUUCCUUUGCGCUGAGAGACGGCAAAGAUGUACCGUGGUUGUCGAAGUAUUUAAUGUAG